AUUCAGACAUUGAAGGGUACUGGAUUUGUUUACAUUUCCAAAACUAAUGACCCUUAGGGAUUCAUGUCAUAUCAUAUGUAGAUUCAAAUUCAGCAGCAUUUGACCUGCUAAUUUUUGUUUUGAACAAAGUGCUUGAUCAAUUUGGCCGUUUCAAGUCAUUAAAAAGGUGUAGUAAUUAGACAGUAUGUACUGGAACAACCUUCCAUACAUAUAUCAAGUUAGUUUGUUUGUUUUAAACCUUUUUAGAUUCUCUUCAUUACCCACAAUUAUGACAAAACUUCACAUGAGAUUUAGCUCAUCUCUGCUGACUACCAAGUGUCAUAGUAGUACCCACUCACGAGUUAAGUGCCAAUGAACCUAUAUAUAAACACAGAUGGGGAGAGAGAGAGAGAGAGAGAGAGAGAGAGAGAGAGUAAUGCACCGAUGGAGGACAAUAAGCAAGAAGGCAUUUUUAAAAAACAUUCCAAGUUUCUUCAUCGUUGUUUUGUUCUGCUCUCAAUCUUUUCCCUCUUUCCCUCCUACUCUCAGUCUUUCGACUAUGGCGAAGCUCUUUCCAAGAGUCUCCUCUACUUCGAAUCCCAACGCUCCGGCCGGUUACCGCACAACCAACGAGUCUCUUGGCGCCACCAUUCCGGCCUUACUGAUGGUCUUGAACAAGGGGUGGACUUGGUGGGAGGGUACUACGAUGCCGGUGACAAUGUUAAAUUUGGUCUGCCAAUGGCUUUUACUGUAACGAUGCUGUCCUGGAGUGUCCUUGAAUAUGGGGAACAGAUUGCCGGCGCCGGCGAGUAUCUCCACGCGCUGGAGGCGAUCAAGUGGGGGACGGACUAUUUCAUCAAAGCUCACACUCGCCCGAACGUUUUAUGGGCUCAGCAUAUGACUGUUUCUCAGGUGGGUAAUGGCGAUACCGACCACUACUGUUGGCAGCGGCCGGAGGACAUGACAACUUCACGACAAGCUUACAAGGUCGAUGCGAACAAUCCCGGAUCGGAUAUUGUGGGCGAGACGGCAGCAGCAAUGGCAGCAGCUUCAAUUGUGUUUAGGAAAACUAAUCCACAUUAUUCCCACCUACUGAUACAGCACGCCCAACAGUUGUUUGAGUUUGGUGACAAGUAUAGAGGGAAGUAUGAUGAAAGUAUUAAGGUGGCAAAAGGGUAUUAUUCGUCUGUGAGUGGGUACAUGGAUGAGUUGUUGUGGGCAGCUUUGUGGCUAUACAAGGCCACGGACAAAGACGAAUAUUAUUUGAAUUAUGUGUUGGAGAAGGCACAUUCCUUUGGUGGGAUCACUUGGGCCAUGACUGAGUUUAGCUGGGAUGUCAAGUAUGUUGGUGUUCAAAUCAUUGCUUCAAUGUUGCUGAUAGAAAAAAAGCACGAGAAACACAAGCACGUACUGGAACAGUACCGCUCAAUGGCCGAGCACUUUCUAUGCGCCUGCCUAAACAAGAACAACGUGACUAACGUGCAACGCACCCCGGGAGGCCUACUGUACACCCGCCAAUGGAACAACAUGCAAUACGUGUCAACUGCUGCAUUUCUUCUCACACUCUACUCCGAUUAUCUCCGAGCCUCAAAUCAGGAGCUCAACUGCCAUAAUGGAGUGUUGGGCUCACAGGAAUUAUUCUCCUUCGCCAAAUCACAGGUUGAUUACAUCCUGGGUUCUAAUCCAAAGACCUUGAGCUACUUAGUUGGGUACGGCUCCAAUUACCCACAAAGAGUGCACCACAGGGGAGCAUCCAUUGAAUCGUACAAAAGGGAUAAAGGUUUCAUCGGAUGCACUCAGGGAUACGAUAAUUGGUACGGACGACAUGAUCCGAACCCUAACAUCCUCCUGGGGGCCCUAGUUGGUGGGCCAGAUAACAAGGACCAGUUUAAGGAUGAGAGGUCAAACUACAUUCAAACCGAGGCAUGUACCUAUAAUGUUGCUCCUAUAAUUGGAGUUUUUGCCAAACUACAUGGACUAAAGGGUACUGAUCUCUAUGGUGAUCCAAAUCUACUUGCUUCUAGUUCUAGCUAGCUAAAAUGGAUUUAUAAAUUUCUAGGGGUCAGGAAAUUUUGGUAUCAAUUAAUUAGUUGGUUUUGGUGGGUUAAUUAAUUGAGAUGUAGCAGCCCCCUGUAAUUGUAUAACCAUUUUAUGUAUACAGAAAGAAAUACAAACAAAUAUGAAUAAAAUCAAGUGGACUCGCUUUCAUUUUA
This is a messenger RNA of Carya illinoinensis, 2192 nucleotides long. RefSeq names its product endoglucanase 11-like. Bases 352 to 2013 code for a protein of 553 amino acids. Lineage: Eukaryota; Viridiplantae; Streptophyta; Magnoliopsida; Fagales; Juglandaceae. Gene Ontology annotation, biological process: carbohydrate metabolic process. The transcript is spliced from 5 exons. Gene Ontology annotation, molecular function: hydrolase activity, hydrolyzing O-glycosyl compounds. The record is from RefSeq and is a predicted model, not a curated record.